AUGAGCAGUGAUAAUGACGGGAGGAAAGUCGAAAGACGGCUAGCAGUGUACAGUCCAGACACUCAGCUCAACACGUAUAUGAAUGCGGUUUCGGAGCUAGGAUCAUUAUGCUUUUCCAUACUAGUGGGUAAGCUAGACGAGAAGCACGAGCUAACACAAGAAAGGCUGCAAGCCUGGAAGGAGGAAAUCCAGUUCAAGCACUCGGAAGCGCAAAUGUAUGUGGAAUUCGAGAAAUUGAAGGUAAAGGUCGAAAAUGAGUCCGCGUCCGAAAACAUUGAGGAGAUCAAGCGGCAGAUGGAGUCAGAGCUAGCCCAGAUACGACGCAAGAACGAUGUCACAAGGCAGAGAAACGAAAAGCUGCGUGCAAUGAAUUCUCACAUAGACCUCGUAAAUGAACAGCUGGAGGAUAUGCACCGGGGAAAGUCCAGGGUAAGCGCGACGCGAGAGGAAUGGGAGCGCCAGCUUGGACGUCCUGCCGUGGAAAGCCUUUUAGAUUCCAAUGUGUUCGACAAAAACAUUGUUAAGGUACGAGACGGCGAUGAACGCGAAGAGCUGUCAGUUGUGUCUAACUUCUCCAGACGCGCGGAUGAGCUAAAGAAAACCAAUGAUUCCAUGAAGAAAACAGCUCAGCGGUUGCAAGUGGAACUCGCUAAUUAUAAGGAGAAGUGGGCCCAUGACGCCAGUUUGUUCGAUAAGAUUACAGAGGUUCUAAAAGACGAGUUGGUCAAGAGGGAUCUUUUCAGACCUCAGGGCAAGAACCAGGCCGACGAAGACAACGACGAAGACGAGGACGAGGACGAGGAUGAUAAUGAUCUGGACGCGGAGGCCGCGGAGUCGGAACAGGACUCGCUGUCGGAGGCGCAGAAUUCCGACGAGGAGGGGAAGCUCUAG
This is a messenger RNA of Lachancea thermotolerans CBS 6340, 891 nucleotides long. It is a transcript of the gene MFT1, whose product is annotated as Mft1p. Gene Ontology annotation, cellular component: THO complex part of transcription export complex. The record is from RefSeq and is a predicted model, not a curated record. The transcript has a single exon. Lineage: Eukaryota; Fungi; Ascomycota; Saccharomycetes; Saccharomycetales; Saccharomycetaceae. Gene Ontology annotation, biological process: mRNA processing. Bases 1 to 891 code for a protein of 296 amino acids.